Messenger RNA from Camponotus floridanus (Florida carpenter ant), 1559 nucleotides. RefSeq names its product cytochrome c oxidase assembly protein COX18, mitochondrial. Gene Ontology annotation, biological process: mitochondrial respiratory chain complex IV assembly; protein insertion into mitochondrial inner membrane from matrix. The coding region runs from base 250 to 1527 and encodes 425 amino acids. The record is from RefSeq and is a predicted model, not a curated record. The transcript is spliced from 6 exons. Gene Ontology annotation, cellular component: mitochondrial inner membrane. Lineage: Eukaryota; Metazoa; Arthropoda; Insecta; Hymenoptera; Formicidae. Gene Ontology annotation, molecular function: membrane insertase activity.
CAUCGCUUUCAGUGAUCAUCUAACCUAAAAGCAGGUUAUGAAUCUCAUUCUUCUCUCUGGUUUGGACACUUUUAAUAUUGUGCGAAAAAGUUUCCGCAUAUAUUUUAAAUUAUCAGUAAAUGCGCGAGUAUCGCAAAAAGAGAAGUCUACAAUGUACAAUAAAUACCACAAAUCGAUAAUGCAUAUGUUUAAUUUAAUAUUUUAUUGAACUUGUUGAACUAUUUGUUGCUGCUGAUACAAGCAUUUACCAUGCACGCGACAAAAUUGCAAAACGUAUUUUUGGGACAUUUUAAGCGAGUCAACAUUAAUGACACUUAUUUUAAUGUAUUAUCAAAUACAUUCUCUCAUACUACGUAUAAUAAUUACAGUACGUCUUUUCGUACAAACAUUACUCAAGACUUAACUUUUCUCAAUCAACGAUUGGUGUCAUUAAAUAAUGCCAAAGUUAGGCAAUAUAGUUCAAGACUACAAAAUAAUUUUUAUUACGCUUCUCAUCCUCAAAUUAUUUCUCCUGUAAUUUCGCAUAGUGACAGGAGAAAAAAGCGUAUAGGAUGUAAAACUUAUAGUAGUCAAUAUUAUAAUGGUAUUAGAUGUUUUUCAAGUGCUAGCGUUGAUCCUAUCGCUGAAAAUCAAGUUCUGAUGCAAUUCAGUGGUAUCUUCAAAAUGUUAUCGGAGAGUACGCAUGUUAAAAUUGCACAAGAUUCUUUAUUGUGGAUGCAUGAUUAUACUGGUUUGCCAUGGUGGUCAGUUAUUGUACUUACCACUAUUAUGAUGAGGACAGCGAUAACAUUACCGCUGUCUUUAUAUCAGCAACGUAUAUUUGCAAAAUUGGAAAACCUUAAAUAUGAAAUGGAUGAAAUAAUUAAAGAAAUGAAAAAGGAGACAAGUUAUGGGAUAUAUAAGUAUAAGUGGCCCAAGGAUUAUGCUAGGCGUUUAUACAAUCAUUCUGUAAAGAAACAAUGGAAUAAUUUGGUUAUUCGAGAAAAUUGUCAUCCAGUUAAAGCUAGCAUAUUGAUAUUAGUGCAAAUACCUUUAUGGAUAUCACUAUCAAUGUCUAUUAGAAAUUUGUGUUAUAUGUUACCUAAACAGGAUGCUAAUGCUUAUACCAUUUAUCAGGAAUUUAUAACUGAUGGAUUUCUUUGGGUUACAAACUUAACUGUAGCAGAUCCUUUUGUACUUCCCAUUGCAAUGGGAUUAUUCAAUUUAGCUAUUAUAGAGAUAAAUUAUAUGAGUAGGAUAAAAGAGCUAACAAAAUGGAAGCAAUAUUUGACCUAUUUCUUCAGAAUUUUUACGAUUGGUAUGAUUCCCAUUGCUAUGUAUGUACCAUCGUGCGUGAGUUUGUACUGGACAACUAGCAGUGCAUUUGGUCUUUUACAAAAUUUAAUCUUAUUAUCUCCGAAAUUACGUCGCUUCGCAGGAGUGCCGAUAACUUCUUCCGAAUCACCUCAUCCGUAUCGGUUAUUGAAAGAAAGGAUAAUAUCUAGAUGUUGUUUUGAAAGAAAAGUAAAAAUUUCGCUGAAGACAUAAAUAUGUUUUCGUAUUUUUCAUGUCAAUCACUU